AUGAAUGGAUGCAAAGGUGGCCCCGUGACACUUAAAGGUAUAAGUGUGAUUGUAGGACUUUCUUGCGGGGCGGGUCUCAUGAUUUGGGUUCUCACUUCACUGUUUGUUUCCAAGAAAUUGAAACAUAGGAGAACGCUGAUGUUAAAACAGAAGUUCAUUGAGCAAAAUCAUGGACAAUUGCUGGAACAGUUGGUAUCUCAAAGAACUGGUAUUGCAGAACAAAUGAUCAUAACCUUGGAAGAGCUAAACAAGGCAACACGCAAUUUUGAUAAAGAUCUUGUGGUUGGCGGUGGAGGGCAUGGUACUGUUUACAAAGGGAUUUUAUCGAACCAACAUAUUGUGGCCAUCAAGAAACCAAAGAAGGUUCUUUCAAGGGAGAUUGAUGAGUUUAUAAAUGAGGUUGCCAUCCUAUCACAAAUCAACCACAAAAAUGUCCUAAAACUCUAUGGUUUCUGCCUUGAAACUGAAGUCCCGAUGUUGGUAUAUGAGUUCAUAUCCAACGGGACUCUUUAUGAUUAUCUUCAUGUUGAAGGACCAAUAUCAUUGUCGUGGAACAACAGGCUGCGCAUAGCCACUGAAACAGCCAAGUCGCUCGCCUAUCUUCACACAACUGUGGCAGUACCUAUCAUCCACAGAGAUGUCAAGUCCGCUAACAUACUUUUGGAUGAUACUCUCACAGUAAAGGUAGCUGACUUUGGAGCUUCAAGGUACAUUCCGAUGGAGAAAUCUGGGUUAACAACAAGAGCUCAAGGUACACGAGGAUACUGGGACCCUAUGUACUUUUACACUGGGCGGCUCACGGCGAAAAGUGAUGUUUACAGUUCUGGGGUUGUCCUUGUGGAACUGCUAACCAGGAAGAAGCCAUUUUCAUAUUCGUCCUCAGAUGAUGAGGGUCUUGUUGUACAUUUUGUUACCUUGUUUCUAGAAGGGAAUUUGCUCCAGAUAUUAGAUCCACAAGUUAUUGAGGAAGGGGGCAAAGAAGUCCAAGAAGUGGCUGCUAUUGCAACAGCAUGUGUGAAAUUAAGUGGAGAGGACCGUCCAACCAUGAGGCAAGUGGAGUUGAUGCUUGAAGGCAUAUGUGCAUCCGAGGAGCAUAUUUUAGAUAAGGUAGUGGCUAAAAAAGUUUACAAGAAUGGUAUCGAAGUAGGUGUUCAAUCUAAUAAGUUAGUUAGAAAAGUUAAUGAGGGCUCGACAAGACGGUAUAGUAUGGAAGAAGAGUUCAUACUAUCUGCAAGUUAUCCUCGGCAGUCUGGUUUACAAGGGACAUAA
Messenger RNA from Triticum turgidum subsp. durum (durum wheat), 1269 nucleotides. The record is from the annotation of a GenBank genome assembly. Lineage: Eukaryota; Viridiplantae; Streptophyta; Magnoliopsida; Poales; Poaceae.